Molecule: messenger RNA, 1085 nt
Organism: Glycine soja
Lineage: Eukaryota; Viridiplantae; Streptophyta; Magnoliopsida; Fabales; Fabaceae
Product: polyphenol oxidase A1, chloroplastic-like
Exons: 1
Coding region: 100-750 (216 amino acids)
Molecular function (GO): catechol oxidase activity
Source: RefSeq, a predicted model, not a curated record
AUAAAAAAGGCUCUAGACCUAGGUUGAGACGGCCCUAACGAGUUCUUCAUUCGUAAUAAAAUGUCUGAAAAUAUCUAAAUUUUUAAAUUAAAUAAAAAAAUGGCAUUAAUCUCUUCGUUGUCAUUUGUCUCUCACAACCUCAUCACCACCACCACUCCCACAUUUUCACAAUUCCAAUCUGCCAAAUAUAGAAAACCAAUACGCCACCACAUUAGUAAAAUUGCAUGCAGUGAAAACACACUCGAAGGAGAAAAGCUCCCACAUCGGAGGAACGUUCUACUUGGCCUAGGAGGAUUUUGCGGCGCUGCUGUUAUGUCUCUGAACAACAAGAACAUACCUUUUGCCUCUGCUGCUCCCACACCCAUGUUCCCUCUGGUGUUGGAUUCCGCUGUGAGCACGGUGGUGAAGAGGCCAAGCAAGUCGAGGAGCAAGAAGCAGAAGGAAGAGGAGGAGGAGGUUCUCGUGAUUGAAGGGAUCGAGUUUGAGGGAAACACACAUGCCAAGUUCGAUGUCAUCAUUAACGCCGAUGAUUAUAACGAAAUCCGCCCCGAUCACACCGAGUUUGCAGGAAGCUUUGCGAGUCUGCCUCACUCAAAUAACAAAAAGAUCGUUACUUCCAUGAGUCUGGGAUUAACGGAUUUGUUGGAAGAUUUGGGCGCUGACGAUGAUGACAGUGUUGUCGUCACGCUCGUUCCCAGGGAUGGACGUGUCAAAAUCAGAGCCAUCAAGACACGGCUUCUUGCAGAGUGAAGGAAAUACUUAUGCAUAUAAAUAAAUUUGUGGGGUGUAAUACUUGUAUUAUAGGUUAAUUUUGUUACUGCUUUUUAAAUUAUGGAGACAAUUUAUAAUUGUGCUUGUAUUUUAUAUUAAGAAAAAUUUAAAAGCUUGUGAGGUCAGUUGUCCCAAAAUUCACCAAGUACCUAAUCUUAUUUGUGUUGGAGAAACAUAUGUUGAAGUAUUGGUUAAUAUUGGUUCAGUAUUACUGUAUUAGUUCUGGUUUAGGUUCAGGGCAGAUUUUGGUUCAUGUUCAGUAUUGGCUAUUUGAUUAUGUUACUACUUACUAGUUCAGUAAUGUUGAUUCAGCA